Bipolaris sorokiniana ND90Pr is the source of this 1043-nucleotide messenger RNA. RefSeq lists its product as uncharacterized. The transcript is spliced from 2 exons. The coding region runs from base 170 to 850 and encodes 226 amino acids. The record is from RefSeq and is a predicted model, not a curated record. NCBI's taxonomy places the organism in Eukaryota, Fungi, Ascomycota, Dothideomycetes, Pleosporales, Pleosporaceae.
AUCCCGGACCCACCUCCAAGAACACCCAUCGCGCUUGAGGGCCACCAUCAACAUCAUGAAUGCCCUCAUUGCUCGGCACGCCAGUCAUCGAGGAUUUUCGGCCAGGUCUUUGCGCAGUAUUGGCACCACGUUCAAUCCCUGCUUUCGUGCAUCGAGAUCAGUUAAUACAAUGGCUCAGCGACCCCGGCGAUUUGCCCCACUGGAUCCAGCAAAGAGGAAGGAGGGGGACCAGAGACCAGAGUUGAAAGGCAUCGUAUUCGAUGUCGACGGGACAUUAUGUCUGCCGCAGAAUUACAUGUUUGCAGAGAUGCGUGCCACUCUCGGCAUCGAGAAGCCGACCGAUAUUCUGGAUCACGUGUACUCGCUGCCCGAGAGCGAGCAAGAAGAGGCACAGGAAAAGAUUCGAAACAUCGAGCGGACUGCAAUGAAGUCGCAACAGCCACAGGCCGGCCUCGUGGAGCUGAUGGAGUACCUAGACUCGCGGGGCGUCAAGAAGGGCAUUUGCACGCGCAAUUUCGAUGCCCCGGUUGCCCAUCUCCUCACCACAUUUCUACCCCAGUCCAAGUUCAGCCCUAUUGUGACGCGCGAGUUUAGGCCGCCCAAGCCCGACCCCGCUGGUAUUCUGCACAUUGCCAAGGACUGGAUGCACGAAGAUGGGGGAAACAGUUUGAUCAUGGUGGGAGAUUCCAUCGACGACAUGACGGCGGGCCAUCGUGCAGGAGCUGCAACGGUUUUGCUGGUCAAUGAUGUGAACAAUCAUCUCGCCGAGCACGAGCAUACAGACCUUGUCGUCAAACGGCUUGAUGAUCUUAUCGCCAUCUUGGAGAACGGGUUCGAGGGAAGACAAUGAUGGGCGUAUAUAGCAAACAGCUUGGAUGACUGCCUAACCAGGAAGCUCGUAGUACUACUAGAGUGAAAUGGAAAAGCAUUGACCAUUUCCUCGAGCAAUGCUGUACUGCUGCCAAAGCAACCUACAAACCACCUAUUCAACUGUCCGCGAUGAAAUCCGCCUCGGCAUUAUUUAGAAAGUUACUCGUACGCUA